This is a messenger RNA of Sipha flava (yellow sugarcane aphid), 1322 nucleotides long. RefSeq names its product INO80 complex subunit B. Bases 259 to 978 code for a protein of 239 amino acids. The transcript has 5 exons. Gene Ontology annotation, biological process: chromatin remodeling. NCBI's taxonomy places the organism in Eukaryota, Metazoa, Arthropoda, Insecta, Hemiptera, Aphididae. The record is from RefSeq and is a predicted model, not a curated record. Gene Ontology annotation, cellular component: Ino80 complex.
CCUUAUUUUUAUAGUUUACUCAUUUGUAAGUUUAUCUUCUUUUUUUAGGAGUAUAUUUUUUAUUUUGAUAGAUUUUGAUAGUGUAAUUACUUCAUGGUUGCGAUAAAAUAUAGUAUUUGUUAAUCAAAUUAUAGUAGGUAUCAAAAUUAACCAUUGUUUAUUUAAUUAAUUAAAACAUAAAAGUUUCUUAUGUCUUUCAAACUAAUUUCAAUUUUUAGCUGAGUUUUUUUAUAAUAUUGAUUUCAAAAUAAACUAAAUAUGUCUGGUAAUGAUGAGUAUGUUGAUGUAAUGACUUCCAGUCCACCCCAUACAACUCGCACAACCUUACAAAGUCCAGGAAUGAAGAAAAAAAAAGUAAAAAGUAGUAAAGAUGAUCCAGGUUCAAGUGAUGAAGAACGAUGGUUAAAAGCCAUUGAAACAGGAAAAUUAGAUGAAGUAGAUGAUGAGCUAAAAAAAAUUACUAAAAAAGAUCCAAAAAUGAUGACUGCUAGACAAAGAGCUAUGUUUGACAGAAAAACUGAUAAUAAAGAAUUUACUGAAGAACUCGUUGCAUUGCCAUCUGGAUAUAGAGAAAAAAUAUUAACUCCAGAAAUGUUGCAAAAAAAAGCUAUAAAAUCUCAAAAAAGGAAACAACAAGCAGAUGAAAAAAGAGAAAAUGAUAAAAAACGUACUAUGGAAAGGUUAUUAAAAAAACAUGAAAGCAAAUCUAAAUCUAAUUCUAAAGGACGGAUGGCUAAAAAAGAUGUGAAUAAUAUUGUUUACAUCAGUAAAGAUAAUAAUGUUUCUUUACUAUUUCCUGAAGGAAUGGAUUUUCCCCUUAAGAGUUCUACAAUUAAACCUCCACCUGCUCAGCAAAUGUGUGGACUUGAUGGCUGUAAAAAUCCUAAAAAAUAUUCAUGUUCUCGAACGGGUCUUCCAUUAUGUAGCUUACAAUGUUACGUUACUAAUCGAUUAAAUAUUUGGAACGCUGUAUGCUGAUUGAUUAUGUUCUAAUAUUUCAAAUGGCCUUGUUGGUGGUAUCAAUUUUUUUAAUUCAGUGCCAAGUUUUCGGUCGAUCAUCACUUUCAUCAAAAACUCGCCUUGUUGAAAUGGUUUAAAGGUAGAUGGUACUAUGACAUAACUUGCUAAUGUUGACACUACAAAAAUUUCAGAAAUCACUUGUUUUGCUUUAAAUGGUCCAGAACUACCUUCUGGUUCAGUACAUAAAAAAUAUUCUGCUCCUAAAGUUUCUUUUUGGUGAAAAUCAUUCUAAAACAAAAAAAAAUGUGUUUGAAUUACAACCAAUUGUUAACCUAUUUAUUAUUAUUUAAAACCAAAUUUAC